UUUAUAAGGUCAUUCUCUCAUACCCACACAUCCACAGCGGAACACCAGACACAGACAGAGGACGGAGACCCGAGACGCGAGACUUUCUUCUCAUACUUCACUUACCGAAACUCAGAAACGCGUCGCGAUGUUUGAGGAUUCAACUACAGCGUACAGUUAUGAGGAGUGUAAGGCCACAGCUGAUUGGCUGCUGGCUCAGGCUCCAGUGCGCCCCCUGCUGGGGAUCGUGUGCGGCUCUGGUCUCGGAGGAUUGGCAGAAAUGCUGAAAGAUAAGCUGCUCAUUGACUACAGUGACAUCCCCAACUUCCCUCAGAGCACCGUUCACGGUCACGCCGGGAAGCUGGUGUUCGGCACGCUUAAAGGAAAGCCGUGUGUUUGCAUGCAGGGCAGGUUUCAUCUGUAUGAAGGAUACCCCAUUCAGAAGACCACGAUGCCGAUGCGUGUGUUUAAGCUGAUGGGUGUGGAGACGGUCAUCCUGACCAACGCCGCCGGCGGACUCAACCAGGACUUUAAAGUGGGCGACAUCAUGGUCAUAAAGGACCACAUCAAUAUUCCAGGAUUCGCUGGAAACAACCCGCUGGUGGGAGCAAACGACGAGAGGUUCGGCGAGCGGUUCCCGUGUAUGUCGGACGCGUAUGACCGUGAUCUGCAGCAGCUGGCUCACGCGGUCGCGGCGGAGCUGGAUUACUCUUCCUUCAUGCAGGAGGGUGUGUACAGCGCGUUGUGCGGCCCGUCCUUCGAAACCGUCGCCGAAUGCAAAAUGCUGCAGUUCCUCGGAGCCGACGCCGUGGGCAUGAGCACGGUUCACGAGGUGAUCGUGGCGCGUCACUGCGGGAUGAGGGUGGUGGCUCUGUCUCUGAUCACCAAUCAGGUGGUGAUGGACUACUACAGCGAGAAGAAAGCCAAUCACGCGGAGGUCCUGCAGACGGGCGAACUGAGAGCGCAGCAGAUGGAGAAACUCGUCUCCACCAUGGUCUCCCGCAUGAAGACACUAAAGCACUGACCGCCAACACAUCCACACGCACAUCGCUAGACGCUAGAAUGCUAGUCAUAGAUGUCACUUUUUCCCUCACAGUGUUUACAUUCCAGGGACAACGUGUUUUAGGGAACAUUUCACUGCUGUGCCUGUCAUCAAAGUUACUUUAGUUUAAACUGAUCAUGGGAUCAACUGUUUUAAUGUGUAUUUAUUGUGUCUUAAACAUGAUUUAUUUAAAACUUAAGUUAAAUGACAUAAAAUUAGACCAUUCAUAAAGAAACUAUUUUUUAAAAAGAAGCACUGUUACUGAAUUCGCUGUUAGGUAUACUGAAAGUAAAGAUGACUGUAUUUAUGCAACAUAUUUAUGAAAGCGAGCUUAAACUGUAAUGUUUUUGGAGUUGUUCUAAAUUGCACUAAAUGAUGGAGUUUUGUGUGUCAGUUUUAAGACCUGAAUUGCAAUUUUACUGACUUUAACCAGCACUUUUCCCAAAAACAUUUAUUUUAUUGACCUUAACUUUGAAAUUGCACUUCAAUCUCUGUGUUUCAUCGUUGUUUCUAUAAUCUGCUUCAAUGCAAUUAAAAUGAUUUGCUUUA
Messenger RNA from Cyprinus carpio (common carp), 1570 nucleotides. It is a transcript of the gene pnp5b, whose product is annotated as purine nucleoside phosphorylase-like. Gene Ontology annotation, biological process: nucleoside metabolic process. The record is from RefSeq and is a predicted model, not a curated record. The transcript is spliced from 6 exons. Gene Ontology annotation, cellular component: cytoplasm. The coding region runs from base 128 to 1003 and encodes 291 amino acids. Gene Ontology annotation, molecular function: purine-nucleoside phosphorylase activity. NCBI's taxonomy places the organism in Eukaryota, Metazoa, Chordata, Actinopteri, Cypriniformes, Cyprinidae.